UCGUGCACUUUUGAACUUAAGUAUGGGUACGUGGUAGGUAUCAAACGGGUUUUACUGUAGUUAGAGAGCAACUUAGAAAACCUGGUAGGCAUCAAACAGACAAGCCGGACACAAAGUAUGCUCCCUCGGAGGCAGGAGUACGGCAUGAAGAGGAGCGGAGGAGCGCGGAGCGGUUCGGUUAUAAACUUCAGGUCAGCGAUGAAGUUGAGCUCCGGCCGCCGCAGCUCCGCCGUGCUGCCAUCGCUGUUAACCUUCUUGGUCAUCGUAGCAUCCGGAGGCCUGCUGCUCAUGAUAGAGAAGGGAAUGCUGAACGGCAUGGAGACGCCUUCACCCCGCAGUAACGGCAGGCGACUAGACUUCAACCGGGGGCAGGCGGGGGGACGCAGCCCAGACGCGGCGGACCUGGAGUCCCAGUACGGCGUGGAGAUCAUAAAGCGUUACAGAAAGGGCCGCGCUAAGGAUGCAGCUAUAACAGGAGACGACGUGACUUUUGCAGAGUUUGUUCGUUACUUGUUAGACGAGGACGUGGAGCGCAUGAAUGAGCACUGGAUGCCCAUAUAUAACUUAUGCCAACCUUGUGCCGUUUCUUAUGAUUUCAUCGGGUCCUACGAGCACCUGGAAAGCGACGCGGAGUUUGUGCUCCAGCAUGUUGGAGCGCCUCCUCAUGUUCACUUUCCAGAGAGGCAAACGUGGUACAAGCCGGUCACCACGGAAUCAAUACACUAUUAUUUAUGCAGCUUACCACAGAAGCUACUGAGAGAACUCCUGCCCAAGUACAUUUUAGACUUUUCUCUAUUCACAUACCCUCUCCCCAACACAACCGCUGCACACUGUCGGCAUUAAAUGAGCAAUGCUUUAUAGUUGUAUUAUUUCUUUUAUAGAAAACCGUUUGUACUAUUUUUAAGGAACAAAUUGUAUUUUCAGAGCUGUUACACAGGUUUACUUGAUGUCCGCGUGCCUUUUAAAAGUGCUGAUUAUUGGACGAGAAAGACUUGACUUCAGAACCACUAAAGCUUGAAAUCAAAUUCAAAAGAAAAGGUCAACCAAACCACACGUUAUGUCAGCUGUUACAGUAAUUAUAUCUACUCAGUAUACAACGAUGGAAAUAUUAAUAUGGUUGCGAGACCAAACUCUGUUUUUAUUUGUUGCUCUAUACACUGUAGACCUUAGAAAAAAACUGUUCAGUGGUUUUAGUGUGCAUUCAGUGGUUUAGCAGGCUAAAACACGCACCAUGUGCUGAGAUGGUCGAGGGUUUCAUAUCAAGCUUAUUUAAUGCUCAAUCACAGCCUCUCGUUGCCAGCUCCUCUCCCUCUUUGAUGUAACAGAUUAUUUACCGUGUAAUAAAACUGAAGUUUACCUUUUCUGAUCUA
Neolamprologus brichardi is the source of this 1370-nucleotide messenger RNA. The record is from RefSeq and is a predicted model, not a curated record. Lineage: Eukaryota; Metazoa; Chordata; Actinopteri; Cichliformes; Cichlidae.